UUCUUUGCAGCUUCCUGGAGAGAAUUGACAGUGUCAGCCUGGUGGAUUACACACCCACAGACCAGGACCUCCUUAGAUGCAGAGUGCUGACGUCAGGAAUUUUUGAGACUCGAUUCCAGGUGGAUAAAGUGAACUUCCACAUGUUCGAUGUUGGUGGCCAGAGGGAUGAGAGAAGAAAGUGGAUUCAGUGCUUCAAUGAUGUCACCGCGAUCAUUUAUGUGGCCGCCUGCAGUAGCUACAACAUGGUUAUCCGGGAAGACAACAACACCAACAGACUGAGAGAAUCGCUGGACCUUUUUGAAAGCAUCUGGAACAACAGGUGGUUACGGACCAUAUCUAUCAUCUUGUUCUUGAACAAACAGGAUAUGCUGGCAGAAAAAGUCUUGGCAGGGAAGUCAAAAAUUGAAGACUAUUUCCCGGAGUAUGCAAAUUACACUGUUCCUGAAGAUGCCACACCGGAUGCAGGUGAAGACCCCAAAGUUACAAGAGCUAAGUUCUUCAUCCGAGAUCUGUUCUUGAGAAUCAGCACGGCCACUGGUGAUGGCAAACACUACUGCUACCCACACUUCACCUGUGCUGUGGACACGGAGAACAUCCGUAGGGUGUUCAACGACUGUCGUGACAUCAUCCAGCGGAUGCACCUCAAACAGUAUGAACUCCUGUGAGGACCACCACAAUCCUCGCCACCUGCCUCCCCGCACCUUGUGACCACUCUAUAAGGCGGAAGCUUUCCUCUGGACUUGUAUCUGUCAGCCCCAAGCCAUGGUAGGACGUAGCGUAUGUCUAGUGUCUUGUCCUGGGUACACCACGUGUGACCACCAAGCCUCUGGCUACCUCUGUUCCCCCCAGGUUUGGUUCUGUAGCUUUUGUUUUCAUGGACCACAAAAUCUCCCCAUUCCAACCAACCCUCAUUUUGGGGUAACACUGCAGUGAGUCUCUCUGGGUGGAGAUCCUUUUUAUUCUUUGAUUGAUUGGUUGGUUCAUCCAGGAGAACUUGAUUUUUUUUUCAGGUUACCAAACUUGAUUGUGGAAUAUUUAGUGCCAUGAGGUGCUGUUUUUUGUUGUUGUUUUUUUCCCCUUUACAAAGCUGCAGGCAGACAGGUGGCUGUCCUUGUUAUCUGCACUAGCCCAAGGCUUAGAGUAGAUCCCAGGCCAGCAAGAGAAAUGCUUCUGCAGCCACAUUUACAGUCGCUGAAAGCUGCAGGCAAUUUAAUAGAGCACUUCUUUUAUUCUUUUACACUUAAGAGGAAAACCUACCCCAUUCACUACUGCAAAAUGUGUCCUGUCUAAAAACAAUCCAAUAGCUGGUGACUCAUGCCUAUAA
Molecule: messenger RNA, 1324 nt
Organism: Dipodomys ordii (Ord's kangaroo rat)
Lineage: Eukaryota; Metazoa; Chordata; Mammalia; Rodentia; Heteromyidae
Gene: Gnal
Product: guanine nucleotide binding protein (G protein), alpha activating activity polypeptide, olfactory type
Exons: 7
Coding region: 141-665 (174 amino acids)
Biological process (GO): adenylate cyclase-modulating G protein-coupled receptor signaling pathway
Cellular component (GO): heterotrimeric G-protein complex
Molecular function (GO): G protein-coupled receptor binding; GTPase activity; G-protein beta/gamma-subunit complex binding
Source: RefSeq, a predicted model, not a curated record